Talaromyces stipitatus ATCC 10500 is the source of this 660-nucleotide messenger RNA. RefSeq lists its product as uncharacterized. The record is from RefSeq and is a predicted model, not a curated record. The coding region runs from base 162 to 422 and encodes 86 amino acids. NCBI's taxonomy places the organism in Eukaryota, Fungi, Ascomycota, Eurotiomycetes, Eurotiales, Trichocomaceae. The transcript has 3 exons.
AUCGGUCCCCAGUGAGGGACAGCAGUCUUUCAGAGAGCAUAGCUCAAGCAACAAUCUUCCCAUAAGACAGAAUUGGUGCAUUUCCAUAUCCUUCUAUUUCAUUUCGUGUCCAAUCCUUAGAUCCCAAAGUCUCAUUUUUCAACCCGUUCCCAUCAACCACAAUGGCCAAUGAAAAAGAACAGGCGCGCAGGAAGCCCUGUCAGAAUGGUGACGGAUAUGAGUCCUCGUCGACAGAUUCAAAAUCGGCCGUGACUCAUGAUACGGCCUCGAUCAUGGUCGAACCCGAUAAUGAUGAAUACCAGGACGAUGGCACAGAAGACGAUAGUGAUACAGCAGAUGGUUCCAAUCCAGGGGUCGAACAGGACCUGCAAUAUAAUGGGGCCCAGUUUUCGGAUUCAGAACUAACCGUCGAUCUUGCAUAAUUGUGGCGGCAAAGUCUUCGUAUCGCGUGUCUUUGCAUGGUUGAAGUUUGACCGCAUUUCGAUGUUAUGUCGGGCACUGAGCCCUCUGGAUUUUCUUUUUUAUCGUUUCGUGUGGUCUAUUGAUUACAUCAGCCUUAAUAUUCCAUAUGUUCAAUUUCGUUCCACAUAUCAAAACGGAGAGAUUUUGUGUCAGAGAGAAGAUUAUAACUCGUCACUGCAAUACACAAUCUGCAACACC